Chilo suppressalis (striped riceborer) is the source of this 2604-nucleotide messenger RNA. Lineage: Eukaryota; Metazoa; Arthropoda; Insecta; Lepidoptera; Crambidae. The record is from the annotation of a GenBank genome assembly.
AUUCAUACGCGAUAGCCCUCAUUGUAUAAAAGGUUUUCGCUGUCUGGAAACAAGAGCAGAGACUUUUGUCAUCAUUUGUCAAUCGUUAUGGCUAUUUAUUUAAUUUAAUGCUAAUAAUUAAACUUAAGUACUCAACAUUGGCUAAAUUGCGAAGAAGCCAUCACAGAAGACAUCUGAUCUAAAAUAAAUUGAUCUUCUAAAUAAAAUAAUGUUCUCCUGCUCUUUUAAGUUCACUGUGAAUAGAUGUGCACAUAAUAGUUUCACUUUUAUUAAGAAAUCACAAAGAUACUACAAAGUGGUGGUUACUGGCGCCACCGGAGGAGUUGGCCAGCCUUUAGCACUGCUCCUCAAAAUGAACCCCCUGGUCACCAAGUUAGCCUUGUUUGACGUCACGGCUUCCACUCCAGGCAUCAGUGAGGAUGUCGCGCACAUUGACUCCCUGGCCAAAGUCACUUGUCACGUUGGAUCUAACGAAGUUGUGGCGGCUAUUAAGGGUGCGGAUGUCGUCAUACAUGCAGCAAGUGUGUCGCGAAAAUCAGGCCCUAGCGCGUUCGAUAUUAACGCACGUAUUGCACGUGACUUGGCCAUCUACACCGCACAAAACGCGCCCAAGGCUAUGUCGGUCAUUAUUUCAAGUCCCAUCAAUUCCUUGGUGCCCAUAGUGUCCGAAGUCAUGAAAAAAGUUAGUCAUCACUUGAAACAUACGUUAGCGGACGUGUACGACGCUGGGCGCAUUUUUGGCGUUACAACACUGGACGUGAUCCGAGCUUCCGUUUUCGUAGCCGAGACCUUCGAUUUGGACCCGCGCACUGUGUCUGUCCCAGUAAUAGGAGGUGGCUCUACUAACACAAUCAUCCCCGUGUUUAGCCAAUGCAAGCCUCCCAUCGAUUUCCGCGACCAGGAACAAAUAAAAGCUCUCACAAUAAGAGUUCGAGAGGCUGGUGAUAAGAUGGCGAUAUCCAAGGCUGGCACCGGCUUGGCGACACUGUCGCUGGCAUACGCGACUGCUCGUUUAGUUGACUCCAUUCUUCGAGGAAUAAAGGGCCAGCCUGACAUUAUUGAGUGUGCAUACGUAAGAAGCGAUGUAGCUGAUCUCAAAUACUUCUCCAACCCGGUAUUGUUGGGCCAAAAUGGAAUCUGUUGGAACCUAGGCUAUGGAAAACUCAGUGAGUUCGAGCAAAAACUCUUGGAAGACGCUGUGCCUGAACUGCGGCAAGAUAUUGAAAGAGGAGAAAAAUUCAUUGAAACAGAAAAAAUGCAAUUGUUUUAUUAGUCUAAGUUGUCCAAAUUUUAUACUGUAAAAUAUUAAUAUUCAAUAUAACAUCUAUAAACACAUAUAUUUUUGAAAAUUAACCUCGUGUAAAAAGUAUACCCUCCCUAUGCUAGGCCUGGGUCGAACAUCGCUCGCUACCUCCUUAAAUGCGGCGUCAGUCAUCAGAUAAAGCUUCUGGCCGUAAGCAUCCCCCACUGUGUGUUUUAAUCAGUAAAGAGUCUGACAGAGACAACUCUACAGCCGGCUUAUGGGUAUCCAUGAGGAUUUCACACCCCCCGCUCACCCGCCGGGUUUCUUCCAGGGCGGAAAGACGGAAAGAAGGAAAGACGGCGCGCACUUUUACUACAAGUCCUCGGAUUAGUGAAUGUUCGUUGUUAUUUUUAAAUAAAUUAAAAACAAUAAACUUUUUUAUAUCGAGCUUAUAUUUAGUGCGCUUAAAAGAAUGAAAUAAAAAUAUCCUUUAAAACUUUUAUUACCAACUUAUAAGGUCAUUACACAAUUUACAUAAUAUAAAAGUUUGAUGCCAUAUUUUUUUGACUUUGGUUUUUUUUUCUACACAACUGGAGAAUUACUGGAAUUUUUAAAAUAUACGCUAUUCCGGUCAAGUGAACGUGAGAACUUUUAUUACAGUGUUGACUACCUCACAGAAGUUUAUCGAGAAAGCUGACUCGAUACAUUUCGUGCCACACACUCAAAGAAAUAUUAGAAUGGCGUUGCCAGACGUCCCGAUUUUUCAAUCAAAAUUAAAUGUCCCGUGCGGGACAGGCUAUAUUCCGCUUCUCGGGAAUAACUCGAGCGUGCGUGCAGCGUACUGAGAAAGCGGGGGCGGGUGGCACAGACAAGUGUGGACUGGCCACCUGCCCGGCGCGUAAUGAAGAACUCUCAAACAAAGAACUAUUUAACGAUAGGGUAAAUCUGAUUUGAAAUAUCAUAUUAUUGUUUUUAUUAAAAUACAUUUUCUAUGGAUAUUUUUACUAGGUACCUAUCUAUUGUCACGUAAACGUAAUCUGAACUCAAAUAAAAAUAUAAAUAUUCAAAAACUUUUGAUUAUAUACGUUUUUUUACUAUGUCCCGCUUUCGACGAAAGAAUCCCGCUUUUUUCACUAAAAAAGUUUCUAAAUCCCGACUUCGCAAAGAAAAAAUCUGGCAACGCUUGUCAUAGAAAUCUAAUGAAAAAAAACCUUCACUGAAAUGGGAGAACGUAAAAAGAAAAUUUAUAUGACAUCAUUCAUUGCAUCUCUCUUUCUAUAACUUCAACGAUUUUUCUUUUUUAAUCUGUAUUUAUAUUUAAACCAUGGAACUAAUAAGUACUACGUACAACUGGAAUGCUC